Ostreobium quekettii is the source of this 597-nucleotide messenger RNA. The record is from the annotation of a GenBank genome assembly. NCBI's taxonomy places the organism in Eukaryota, Viridiplantae, Chlorophyta, Ulvophyceae, Bryopsidales, Ostreobiaceae.
AUGCAUUGGGCCGGCAUAUCUGAGAGUCAACAGGCCAUGAUCUGCAGUGCUGGCGAAGCAUUCAGCCGGCAUACCCGAGAGUCAGCAGCACGCUGUGAGCGGCAGCGCCAGCAAUGCAGUCCGUCGGCGCGAUCAUCAAAGUGGGGUGCUGGCAAGCGCCAGGGCUCCCACGCCAGGCAAGGGGACGCACAGCACAAGAUGCAGCCAGCUAGACAACAGCCUGCCACGGUGCCAUGUCGGAAUGUCGGCAUAUUUGAGAGUCAGCAGCAGGCCACGAGCAGAAGUGCUGGCGAUGCAUGCAGCUGCAAUACCGGAGAGCAAGCAGCAGGCCAUGGGCAGCAGCGCUGGCGAUGCAUUCAGCUGCCGUAUCUGGGAGUCAGCAGCAGGCAAUGGGCAAUAGUGGUGGCGAAGCAUUCGGCUGGCGUACGUGGGAGUCAACAGCAGGCAAUGAGCUGCAGCGCCAGCGAUGCGUUCCGUUGGUGCGACCAUCCGGGCCGGGUGCUGGCAAGCGCCAGGGCUCCCGCGCCAGGCAAGGGUACGCACAGCACAAGACGAAGCCAGCCAGAGAACAGCCUGCCACAGCGCCAUGCCGGGUAG